AUGACAUUGCACCAUAGUGGAGAAUGUUGUUGGAUCCUUAGACCAGAAGACAGGGUCCCAAGAUCUGGGAGGUGGUAUGCUUUAAGUCAUACCUAUGCGGAAGUAGAGGAGGUGAUCAUCGGCGAAUUGCGGAACCCAGGAAUGAGCGCGAGACUUAACGAGAUUAUGGGAUUUUGGAAGAGACAUUUGUUGUCUGACCUCAAGAAACAGACUGAGAAGUGUGAUGGUGAAGAAAUCGUGACAUUGUAUCACCGCAUAUUCAGUGAUAUGUUCUUUUCUGGAGCACUUGCACAAAGUCGGUGUGAAGUCCGAUGGAAAGAUAACUUCCAGCGCAUAAGAGGAUAUACCAAGGACAUGCGGCAACGCGAAAGUGGUGAUGAAAGCGGGGAGGAAAUUGAUGAAUGCGAAGAAGACCUUGAUGACAAUGAAGAGGGGGAAAUCUUUCUUAUUGCCGAUGAUGAGGGUGCUAGUCAACCAAACAUGAGCAAGCUUGGCAUGGCCCUCUCUGCGUGUAUGAGAGAUGAGAUCAAAGCCGUUAUCGAGAUAUGGCGACGACCCGAUAUUACCAACCGACAGGAACGCUUGCGGAGCUACUUAGAAACUUUGCUGCAUGAGAUGAUCCAUGCCUUUCUAAACAUCUACACCUGCUUGUGUUCUAAAUGCUCCCAUGAUAUACCGAAGACUGUCGGACAUACUGGACACGGUUUGCCAUGGCACAAGAUUGCCAACAGCAUUGAGAGUUUCGUUAGGUCCAAAUUGGAUCUAAAAUUGGAUCUAGAAAGACGUGCUUCUCUGGCCAUGGAGAUACAGGCUAGUGGCUUGGAGAUGCGUGAUCAGAUCGCAAUAUAUCUUAUGGAAGAUUUGAACCUUGGGCCUUUUUAA
Messenger RNA from Sclerotinia borealis F-4128, 882 nucleotides. The record is from the annotation of a GenBank genome assembly. NCBI's taxonomy places the organism in Eukaryota, Fungi, Ascomycota, Leotiomycetes, Helotiales, Sclerotiniaceae.